AUAUUGGUCUGAAAUUCUUCAUCUCAAAGACUGUAAUGAAAAUGGAGGUCUGUAGGGCCACAUCAAUUUCUUGGGCAAACUCCAUUUCUCCGCCUCACCAUUUUCCCCAAUCUUCCACAGUAUGGAAGUUUCAAAGAAUGACAACUUUCUGUGUUAGGUCAUCUCAGAAUCAGGGAGAUGAGAUGAUUGUUUCAGUAACCGGCGCCACGGGUUUCAUCGGUAAACGAUUGGUUCAAAGAUUGCACGCAGAUAAUCACCGUGUGCGAGUUCUGACGCGCUCUAAGUCAAAAGCCUUGUCGAUUUUUCCGGUGAGGGAAUUUCCGGGACUCAUAAUAGCAGAGGAAGCAGAGUGGAGAAACUGCAUUCAAGGCUCGACAGCUGUCGUAAAUCUCGCUGGAUUGCCUAUUAGCACCAGAUGGUCACCCGAUAUCAAGAAAGAGAUCAAGGAAAGCAGGAUUAAAGCAACUUCCAAAGUUGUCGAUUUAAUUAACGGUUCGCAAAACGAACGUCGUCCAAAGGUUCUGAUCAGUGCAACAGCAGUCGGCUACUACGGCACUAGUGAAACGCGAGUCUUUGACGAGCAAAGUCCGUCGGGAAAUGAUUACCUAGCUGAGGUAUGUAGAGAAUGGGAAGCAUCGGCUCUAAGAGUCGACAAAGAUGUUAGACUAGCGUUGAUUCGUAUUGGUGUUGUUCUUGGUAAAGAAGGCGGUGCUUUAGCUAAAAUGAUACCCCUCUUCAUGAUGUUUGCUGGUGGGCCUUUGGGAACCGGAAAGCAAUGGUUUUCGUGGAUUCAUGUUGACGACUUAGUAAACUUGAUCUACGAAGCUCUAUCGAACCCUUCUUAUAAAGGAGUGAUAAACGGUACAGCACCGAACCCUGUUCGACUAUCGGAGAUGUGCGAUCAAUUGGGGUCCGCUUUGGGAAGGCCCUCUUGGCUGCCUGUACCAGAUAUUGCCCUCAAAGCUGUUCUUGGUGAAGGUGCUUGUGUGGUUCUUGAAGGACAAAAGGUGCUCCCAAAAAGGGCAAAGGAACUCAGUUUCUCAUUCAAAUAUCCCUACAUUAAAGAUGCUCUCAGAUCAAUCAUGUCUUGAGAGAAAAAAUAUUUGUAUUUAUUGUUUUAUUUUAAAUAAAUAAAUUGUUUUCUACAUUUUUUUCUUAAAUAAAUAAUUAUGUUGCUGGGAAGAUGUAGAAUGUGAACUAAUUAUAAAUUAUAUAUCUUCGAUUAUACAUAAAAAUAAGCACAUUGUUAGAGAAU
Molecule: messenger RNA, 1255 nt
Organism: Erythranthe guttata (spotted monkey flower)
Lineage: Eukaryota; Viridiplantae; Streptophyta; Magnoliopsida; Lamiales; Phrymaceae
Gene: SULA
Product: NAD(P)-binding Rossmann-fold superfamily protein
Source: RefSeq, a predicted model, not a curated record